UUAUAAUUCUUGUUAGAGUCACAAAAUUCAACCUUAGAAAUAUAAUAAUAACAAUAUUAAUUAACAAUCCCUAAUAUUAUUUAAUGAUGAUUAAUCCGGCUUCAUUUUGACAAAGUCCACAUGUCCUUACUACUAUAAUAUAUCCUCCUAUACAAAAGCCUCUCUUAAAAAAACACACCAAAAUCUAAAGUAUCUCUUUUCCUCUCUCUCUCUCUCUGCUUAUAAUUCUCAAAACCCAUCUCAUCAUAACAUCUUCCAUAGCAAAGAAAAUUUUGGUUUUCUUUCAUUUUUUUUUUCAUAUGGGGAAAAUCAAAGGUGUGAAAGAAAGCAAAGUGGGUAGGAUUAUGAGAGCUCCUUUAAGGGCUCUUAUUAAGGCCAGAGACUUAUACAUAAAGAGCAUGACUCAGUGCUCAAGUCAUUUCGAUUAUGGAGCAGCCAUGGGGUGUCCAACGGCUCAUGUCAACACCACUCUGACGAGAAGCUUCAGCACCAGCUCGGUCAACUCCAACAACAACAAUAGUACCCAAGAUUUUAGGGAACUUGUUAAGGCUGCUUCCACAAGGACUCUAGCCAAUAAUAAGAUCAUCAAUCAUAAUCAUCAAAAGUCUACUGUUGGGGUUGGUAGUAGACCACAUAAUAAGUUGCCCAAAAGUCGAAGUGUGGGAUUUGGUCGGAUCGAUGAAGACAAGGCUUGUGAUGAGUUUGAAGAAAGAGAUGAUCAAGUGAUGAUAAGAACAACUUCUACUGCUCAUGAUGCUUAUCCAAGGAGCAAAAGCUAUGCUGUUCAUAGGAGAACUUUGUUUUAAGGAACACAUUACAUGUUUUUAUUUUUUUUAAUUGCAAAAUUAAUGGAAAUGUUAUUUCUUCAA
Molecule: messenger RNA, 869 nt
Organism: Cannabis sativa
Lineage: Eukaryota; Viridiplantae; Streptophyta; Magnoliopsida; Rosales; Cannabaceae
Exons: 1
Coding region: 300-806 (168 amino acids)
Source: RefSeq, a predicted model, not a curated record